Pygoscelis adeliae (Adelie penguin) is the source of this 3908-nucleotide messenger RNA. It is a transcript of the gene SLC28A2, whose product is annotated as solute carrier family 28 (concentrative nucleoside transporter), member 2. The transcript has 17 exons. Gene Ontology annotation, cellular component: membrane. Lineage: Eukaryota; Metazoa; Chordata; Aves; Sphenisciformes; Spheniscidae. Gene Ontology annotation, biological process: nucleoside transmembrane transport. The record is from RefSeq and is a predicted model, not a curated record. Bases 1 to 1986 code for a protein of 661 amino acids. Gene Ontology annotation, molecular function: nucleoside:sodium symporter activity.
AUGGAAGAAAACCAGAUAACCCUGGACAACCUUGAGAAGGGCGCGGAUAACCCAGCAUUCAGCUCCGUGGGGGAGGAGCGACUCUAUCAGGAAUGUGAUGGUCCAUGUGGUGAGAGCAAAGAGGAGAAGAGAGGAGAAGGGCAAGGGAGAUUCUCCUCCUACUGCAGGAAGGCCCUGCAGCCGGCAUCCAAGGCAAAGCGCUUCUGCAAGGCUCAUGUCAAGGUGUUGAGAAGGGUCCUCCUAGGGCUCCUUGGAGUAGCCUACCUGUGCUACUUUAUUGCGGCCUGUUGGCUCAACUUCCAGCGAGCCCUUGCCUUGGUUGUCAUGACUGCUGUGGUUGUCUUCUUCAUCUGCUGGAGCCUCUUCAAGAAGCACUGUGGGGCAAAGGUAUUGCUGCUCCUCAGCCCCAUUUGGAAAGGCUUCCAAAAGCUCUGGCCGUGGCUGAAAUGGCUGCUGGUGGUGGGCCACCUGGUAGGCCUGAUCACGUGGCUGGCUUUGGACAACUCCAGAAAUCCAGAGCAGCUCAUCUCAUUAGCUGGCUUCUGCUUUUUGGUGCUGUUCCUGUUUGCCUGCUCCAAGCACCACGGCGCAGUGCCCUGGAGAGCAGUUUCCUGGGGUAUUGGCUUGGAGUUCUUAUUUGGACUCUUCGUCCUCCGAACAACCCCCGGCGUCCAAGCUUUCCAGUGGCUGGGUGACCAGAUCCAGUUAUUCCUGGGCUACACCACAGCUGGCUCCAGCUUCGUCUUUGGGCAAAAGCUCACUGAAGAAGUCUUUGCCUUUCAGACGCUGCCCAUUGUUGUUUUCUUCAGUUGUGUGAUGUCCAUCCUCUACUACCUCGGUGUCAUGCAGUGGCUUAUUGUCAAGAUCUCCUGGCUGCUUCAGGUCUCGAUGGGCACCACUCCCACUGAGACCCUGAGUGUGGCAGGGAACAUUUUUGUGGGACAGACCGAAGCCCCGCUGCUCAUCCGCCCGUACCUUGCAGACAUGACCCGUUCAGAAAUCCACGCUGUGAUGACUGGUGGCUUUUCCACCAUUGCAGGCAGUGUGAUGGGUGCCUACAUAUCCUUUGGGAUAGAUGCAGCAUCACUGAUCGCAGCCUCCGUGAUGGCUGCGCCCUGUGCCCUCGCCAUGUCCAAACUCAUCUACCCUGAAGUGGAAGAGUCCAAGUUCAAGGGCAAAGCGAGCGUCCGCCUCUCCAGGGGGGAAGAGCAGAACAUCCUGGAAGCUGCAAGCAACGGGGCUGCCGCCUCCGUGGGGCUCGUGGCCAACAUAGCGGCCAACCUCAUUGCCUUCUUGGCGGUGCUGGAGUUCAUCAAUUCUGCCCUUCGCUGGUUCGGAGAGAUGGUAGACAUCAAGGGCCUGUCCUUCCAGGUGAUCUGCUCCUACGUCCUCAUGCCUGUGGCCUUUCUUAUGGGAGCUGACUGGGCAGACUCACCGCUGGUGGCCGAGCUUUUGGGCAUCAAGAUCUUCCUGAACGAGUUUGUGGCGUACCAGCAGCUGGCCACGUACAAGAAGAACCGUCUGUCAGGCCUGGAGGAGUGGGAUGGGAGCCGGAAGCAGUGGAUAUCUGAACGAGCUGAGAGCAUCGCCACCUUUGCACUCUGCGGAUUCGCCAACCUCAGUUCCAUCGGGAUCAUGCUGGGAGGCCUAGCCUCCAUGGUACCCCAGCGCAAGGGCGACUUGGCCUCCGUCGUGCUGCGAGCCCUGCUCACUGGCAUCUGCGUCUCCAUGCUCAACGCCUGCCUGGCAGGUCUCCUUCACGUGCCAACGGAGGUGGGCAACUGCGUGACCUUCCUCGGCACCGCCAACUUCAGCUCUACCAGCUACACGAUGUAUGUGUGCUGCAAGCAGCUCUUUGCCAGCUCGGUGCUCGAGAACGGGACGCUCUCCUUCACGGGAGACUGGGCCGGCCUGGCGGAAAGCAUGGUGUGCCUGACGCAGUGCUGCGGGCACUACAACCACACGUCCUGCGCGGGGACAACCUAGAAAUGUGCAGGCAGCUGCCCGCGCUGGGGGCGAGGGCCUGUGAGCACCAGGGUCUGCAAGGCCUGGCCCCAAAGGUGGAAAAAACCCCGCAGAGACCUGUGUGUUUUGUCUCCUCUGCUCCAGUGAUGAUGGACAGCCAUGUGCACCUUGCAACCAGUACCCUUAGGUGCUGGGCCCGUGGACACAAGGGAACUGCUCCCAAAUAAAUCAUGGAAAUCCCUGUGUGCUUGCCCUCAGCCCCUCUCUGGCCCCUGACCGCAGCUGUCCCACAAGGCAUGAGAUGCUUUGCUUAGGCUGCACCCCGCAACCGCAGCUGCCGUAGCUGGCAUUUGCUACAGACCUCGCAAGCCGAACCUCUGCCAGGUGCCAGCUUUAGGGUCUGGCCCCGGCCACCCUCUUCUCCCCCACGGGGUGCGGAUGGGGGUAAAGCCAUUACUUGAAGACGUUUCCUUCCCCUGAACACAAAGCCGCCCCGUCCUGCUGUGCUUGAGUGCAUCUUUUCCGCAGGGACCACAGCGCUGGGGAACAGGCCAGUCCUUCUCGUUUUAUUGCACUCGAGAGCACCCAUUCGCCAACGCCGGCCACGUUAUGUACAUCGUUAUUUUACAAUGACCCAACAACAAAACACCAGGGCCCCAGAGCAUGCCACACUCCCAGCCCAGUCCCUUCCCUCGUCCGCCAGGCUGCACCAAGCCACCGUUUCGGACACCACCAUGCGGGGUGGCAUUGCUGGCGCCCAGCACCCUCCUCCAAAGCCCUAGGGAAGGUGAUGCUCUGCGGCAAGUUGAAGCAGGCAGCGCUGGGGCUCUUUGCAAGCCUUGCUGCCCACUGCCACGCUCUGCCGGCUGCUGCAUGCCUGACCAAGCUGACGGGCACAGGGGAGGUUUGACGCAACGUAGGGUGCUUUACUUUCCAGCAUGAGCAUCGCUGCCUGUGGGUCCCUGCCGCCCGCCGCAGGGCAGCGGGAUCUGGAGAGGGUGCCGCUAGCUGCCACUGGGGUACGGCAUGUGCCAAGGGGUGAUGCUAAGCAAGCAUGACCAGGUUGUGCUAUGGGGCUGGGCAGGGCGUACAGGGUCUGUGUAUGGCAGGUGGGCAAGGAGGAGUGAGUCCUGUGGGCUGGACACCCACAUGUGCCAAAGCAGCGCCUGGCAUGGAGGGGCAGUGUCCCCUUCGCCCCGCUCCCGGGUGUCCCAUGUGAGGUAGAGCAUCCUUACCAUGGCACUGGCCAGCACCCAUAGCAGCACUGCCGCCCUCAGCAUCCGCCCAGCAAGGGGGUGGGAGGCUCACCCCGGGGUGCAGGGGAGGCUGGGAGGGCAGGGGUGCAAAAUCCCAUCCCCAUGCAGCUGCCGGUACUGACGCCAGCCCCCCCCCCAUGGGACCAGCCUGCACCCCAGAGCCCCACACAAUAGCAGCAGGAGCCCUGCAGCUCACCGCUAAACCCCUCUGCAGCAAAACCUUUUAAAUCACAGUGUGCCAGGGCAAAUGAGACGGCCUGGGUGCUGUUGAAGUUCACAUCCUUGACACAGAGCGCUGGUGGGGCUUGGCGCGGUCGCUUUAUGGAGGACACAAAGAGGGACAUGAGGUGCUGGAAGCCAGGAGGGCAGCCUGGACUCCCAGUUUUCUCGGGGGAGCCAGGCAGGGGGCAUGGCCCCUGCAAAGCCCGAGGGAGCAGGUCUGACAGCCCCUGCCUUAAAGAAGGCAAACGGAGAGAGUCAAGAGAGGAAAGCGAGCCUGAGCAUGGAGGGGCACGUGGCCCCUCAGGUUCCACCACUGGCAGCAGCUCUUGUAAAGAGGUAUUGGUGAGGGGGUCUGCGCUGCCCCCGGCUCACAGCCCCACCAUGCCCCCAGCCGAGCCGCUCACACUAGCACACACCACACAAUGCAAGAGCCGCGAGCCGGAACGGGAGCCAAAGGGAGGAGAG